ACAGUAUAUUGGUAGAAUCGACGCGGAUAACACACGCGACUCGCCUUAGUGCUCGGUUUUAUUCGCAUUUUCGUGUAUUUUCGCUAUUUACUUUUUUUACUAAUAGAAGUACAGGAAGCUUCGUGUCUUAGGAAGUUCAGUGAUAUUACGGUUUCAAGCUUUUUUAUCAAGUGAUCAAGUUCGCGUGUCAUCGACCUCGUCAGGAUGGGGUAGUGCUUGUGACUUGUGAUUAAUUGACAGCUGUUGUUUAGGAGUGAAUUUCUGUUAAUCUUAAAGGUGUUAAAAACUGUCAGCCAUGUAUUCUAUGAACUAUAUCGGGAAGUUCAUUGCGAACUUUCGUGAAUUCUAUAACGAGAUCAAUGGAGCGACGUUAACUGGUGCCAUUGAUGUGGUGGUGGUGGAACAACCUGAUGGUAGCUUUACAUGCUCGCCUUUCCACGUGCGCUUCGGCAAACUCGGCGUUCUCCGCUCCAGGUUUAAAGUGGUGGACUUGGAAUUGAAUGGAGAGCCUCUAAACAUACAUAUGAAGUUAGGGGAAUCGGGCGAGGCGUUCUUCGUGGAGGAGGUUGGGGAGGACGAAGCGGCGUGCUCGGCGCACCUCGCAACCUCCCCGAUCCCGGCGACGCGAUUUGAGGAGUUGUACGAGCCACGGCGAAGAAACUCGCUGUCCGCCGUCGAGCCCGACCAUGGACAAGCCUCUGACUAUACUAAGCGAAGGUACACCGCAGACGGUCAAACUAUGCAGAAACCUAACUUAAGUAAAUUAACAAAAAAAGAUACCAAAGAAGAGAGUACUACUAACAAUAAGAAUGACAAAAAUAAUGAAAAUGAAGCAUUGUUCGAGAUGGAAGGUCUUGACGAGGCGAGCGACUGGACUGACGGACGGACGCCCAAAACUUUUGCGGCGACACAAAUCGGUGGUGCAGGGAGUGAAGCUAGUCAAACUGUGCAAAAAAUUAGUGCCAAUAACGAUUUUCGACCUAUAGAAGCCGUACCCUCAAACUUAGAGGAGCUCAAACAGAACGGCAACGGAAAGAAAAAGAAGAAGACUAGGAAGAUGAGCUCGAAAAAAAAGCAUCAAAGAAAAUCAUCGACGAGCUCGAUAUCUAGCCAGUCGGACCGAGCUGGUUCUGAACAAAGAGCAUCGCAGCCGGCUUCCAUACCCAACGUCACUGAUAUCAACUUCUUCAGUGAUAGCGAAAUCAACGCUGCUGCUCUCAGCGAAGAGAUGUCCAACCUGAAGUUGAACGGGGAGAACCGCAUCCCGCUGGCGUUGUCCGACACAGCGUUUGAGGUGCACGCCGCCUCCAGACAUGCGGGCUCUCGGAAUGGUACGCCCGUGCAGUCUGACACUGAAGUGGAGCUGGCUCGUACAGCUGGCGGGGAUAAGUCUUCGCAAUCUUGGCGCUGGGGAGAAUUACCCGAACCGCCAGUACGCGUGGAGGCUUCUGCCACCCCUGAUUCCCCCGCCUCCCCUGCGUCCCCCGCGUCUCCCGCGUCCCCUUCCUCACCCACUGAACCCCUAAGCUCUGAUGAGGAACGAUCUGCGAGACGAGGCGUCUUGUCCGGAAUGUUCCGGUUCAUGUCUACUCGGGAAGCGAAUGAGGUGGCCACCGAAGGCGUCUACCUCGACGAUCUCGAUCGCGGCCAAGUCGACCCUGAUCUUUAUUUAACGAAACACCACACCGAAAGAUACCGCACAGGCGUGCCUAACGUCCCGCAUCCCGCGGGCGGUCCCACCGAGGAGGAGUACGAGUCCGGCAACGGCCCCUCGCUGCCGCAGUCGCCGGCGUCGCUCGACCCGCCCGUCUUAGAUUCAGAUGACGACGAAAAACUAUUGGCUAAAGGUCAAGUGGGGGUAUACGUACGAGAAGACGUUGUAUCUCGCGCUCUGCCAUUCGAGGAGUUCUGCGCUCACGGCGCGACCCUCGCCAACGAGGGCAGGCUGCUUGUGCGGCUGGGCGACCGCUGGCUGCCGUGGCGCAGCGCCGGCCCGCUGCUGCUGUCGCUGCUGGCCUACCGCCGCCCGCUGCCCACUCGCGUAUUGGAGUCGCUGGAGAAAGAGUCAGACAAAGAAGGGCCGAGAACUGUGGAUAUUACUACCAAACCACGCGGCUACUCCUGGUGGAGUUGGCGUCGAUCAAAUUCGGAAACUAAACGCUCCGAGUCCUCAUCAAAAGACGAAUCUGAUAAGAAAAUGGACGUGACACAAAUAGAAACUGUGACCGAAGUAACGAUGGAAUCGAUUACGGUGGACGAGCCUAUCUCUGAAACUGCCCCUGCUGAAGAGGUCCUGGAAUCACCGGAAGCGGAAGAGACUGUUGUGAUCGAGGAAGUCGCAGCCCCAGAACCUGAACCUGUGAUACAAGAAAAAGAUGACCUCCAAGAAAACAGUUCCUCCGAUUCCGAUCAGGAAGGAAAGCGAGUGCCCAAACGCCGACACUCUACCUUCCGGAAGACGCUAAGGCUGUCAUCCGAACAAAUUAAAGAGCUGAAUCUCCGCGAGGGCAUGAACGAGAUGGUGUUCAGCGUGACGACCGCGUACCAGGGCACCACGCGCUGCAAGUGCAACGUGUUCCGGUGGCGGCACGACGACAAGGUGGUCAUAUCCGACAUCGACGGCACCAUCACCAAGUCGGACGUGCUAGGCCAUAUAUUUCCACUGGUGGGCAAGGACUGGGCACAGUCGGGGGUGGCCCAACUCUUCACCAAGAUAAAGAACAACGGCUACCAGUUGUUGUAUCUGUCUGCCCGCGCUAUUGGCCAGGCCAGAGUGACACGCGAAUACCUCCGCUCGAUUCGGCAAGGGGAAGUAUGUUUGCCUGAUGGGCCGCUAUUACUGAACCCCACGUCGCUGCUGCGCGCCUUCCACCGCGAAGUCAUAGAGAAGAAGCCCGAAGAGUUCAAGAUUCAAUGCUUGGCGGACAUCAAAGCGCUCUUUCCGCAGGGAUCCAAUCCUUUCUACGCGGGAUACGGCAACAGAGUUAAUGAUGUGUGCGCGUAUCAAGCCGUCGGCAUACCGAUAGUAAGAAUAUUCACUAUCAACUACAAGGGCGAACUCAAACAUGAAUUGACUCAGACAUUCCAAUCGACGUACUCGCAUAUGUCAGUUCUGGUAGACCAGGUGUUCCCGCCAGCUCUCUGCGAGCCCUCCGACGAGUUCUCGCAAACUAUGUACUGGCGCGAGCCGCUGCCCACAAUAGACCUACCCGAAGUCGCUGUCGUACCUACUAAGAACAACUGAGUUUACUCCGCGAGUUUUAAGCAUAGAGGUAUAAGAAUAGAGUAGGGGAGAUAUAGACUCUACUACAAGUGGAAGUGUCCUUCUAAUAGAAAGAGAAAGAAGAUGAGAGACCGCUAGUUUUCUUUUUCUAAUCGCGCAUGCGCAUUGGCAACCGUAAGCAUCUUCUACUAUUUCGAUGUGAUGCUUGGACCAACUAUUGGACAGACAACUGCGCCGUCGACGACGACGACAUGCGUCACAAGAGAGAGAGAAGCUUGCGGUCUCUCAUCUUCUUUCUACUAGACGGACACUUUUAGAGCCGCCUUCCCGACUCUAUUCUUAUACCUCUAUGGUUUUAAGUGUUCGAAAACUAUAAAGCAACUUUUUCUUCACAUACUUAACGCCACUCAAAUGUCUGGAUACGUAAAGUGACUGUUGUUUUCGAUAUUUUAUAUCAGACAUAGAUUUCAUUCUACUACUUAAUCAAUUGAGAUGUCACUUAUUUAUUCUUGUUCCUGUGUUUUGAAGUUAUUAAAAAUUAAAUUAAUGCCACUUUAUGUUAUAUUUAUUUAAAUUAGAACUGAAUUUUCAAUCAUUAGAUAAAAUUUAUUAGUCAUUUAAAUUAUUACCUAAUAUAAGAGUAACGUAAUCACUAAACAACGAAUGACAAACUAUGUUAAAUUUACCAGUGUAUUAUUAUGAUGUCGAAGGCGUAAAUUUCAUCUAGGGAUUGAAAAAACAGCCCCUAUAAUAAUAGUUAGAAACAAAGUUUAGUUGAAGAGAUAAAAAGGUGCUUAGUUUAAAUUGAAAUUUUCACAUAAAUAAUUCAAAAUUACAUAUUUAUUUUGUUACUACAUAUAUCAAAUAAAGACACCAACAUGAUUUUUGUCACUCAGUGUGAAGUUGCUUGAACGAUAUAAAUGACCGUAAAUUAUUUGUGUAAAUUUUAGAUAAUUAAUCAACGAUACUCUGACCUCUUAUUAUUGGUCAAUCUCAACACUAAUUUGUCUACAAUACAUAAAUUGUAUGCUACAUAAUGUCGCCCGCUAGAUAAAUGUUGUGCCUUUACAAAUUGUUGUCACAGUCAAAUAUCUUGUAAGAGUACAUCAACUUCUUUAAGAACACAACCUUGCGGAUUGGAGGUAAAAAAAACAUUAAUGCUCUUUGACAUGUCCGUAGAUGUAAGUCAUUAAGGAAUUAUGUAACCAUUUCAAUUUAUAUUUAUAGUUAAAAUAUUCAUGUGUCGUUGUGCACGUUCACUUGUAAAACCAGCUGGUAGAGAACACGUUAAUUUUAGGGCAUAUUCAAGUAUCAAGAUUGCUCAAGUGGGAGCACCACUGAAACUAGAAUUUUAAAUAUAAAAGUGCGCUGGAACAUAGCAUGAUUUUCAAUCAUUUAAAGUGCAGGUGGUCUGUUUUAUUUUGUCAUCAUAAUAAAAAACCAAAGAAAUUGCGAACUUUUAAAAACAUUUCUUAUCAACUUUUAAGGAUGAACAUUUUUGCAACUUUCUUUUGUUGACAAAAAAUAUGAAUUAUUUACCUACUGCCCUUAAAUUGGUAGUGUGCAGAACUAUAGUUAGUUUUUAAUAUAUUAAUACCCACUGUUUACUGUACCUUAUUGUAACUGAAUUAUUUCAUGAUAACUAAACUAUUAUUUUUCAUGUACAAACGUUGCACCAAAUAUUAAGUAUAGCCGAAUCAAUUGCCUAAAAAUGUAUGCACAGCUCCUGUACUGCUUUACAAAAGUUAGGAAAUAAUGUAAUGCUGAAAAUAGAAAUAAUUUACAAACAUUGUUAUGUGGAAACGUCUUUUUUUUUGGUCAUAUAAAACGAAUGUUUCACGUCAUAUGUAAUACUUACAACUACUGAACUGUUUUUCAAUAUAAAAUUAUAAUCGUUAGUCAUGAUCAAAUUAGUAACAUUAUGAUGGAUUAUAAUUAUGCGCUCAUGACAUCCCAAUGAAGUAAUUUUAUGGUUUGAUAUGUCUUAACUUGUGCAAGGUGAUAUUAUUUUUGAUACUGAUUUUUUAUAUAUCUGCAAUUCUACGUCCUCGCCCUACUCAUAAUCGUAGAGUAAAAGUAUAGUAGUAGGUACAUUUUUUUUUUAUGAGCGAUGGCCAUUGAAAUGGUGUCAAAAACAUGGUCAACAUGAAGCUAACAUCAAAAGUAGAUAAGUGUAGAUAAGUAGAUAAUAUGCACAGAAUUAGUAUGACUGAAUCUGGUAGUUUACCACAUUAGUCAAGCCUCAUUCAUUGUAGAUGAAAUUGGUUUUUGGAAUAAAAUAGCAAUUCUGGAUGAUCAGAGGGUUUCAUGAGCGCUUGUAAACGUUUUAGUGUCUGUAGAUUUGUUUGAGGGAAUGUGGUUGGAAAUUGGCGAUAGUCUCAAUAAUUACUGUCAAAUUUACUGAUUCAGCUUAUUUUAUUAUUACCACAAGUGUGCACAUGGCGUUUAAUUUUGAUUUUUGAUUAUAUUUUCCUAUAAACCAUUUUUAAAACAUAGGUAGGACUUAUGUUUUUCCCUUUCAUGUGACUUUUUAUUUGAUAUUAUUAUUUUACUUUUUAGUAGGUCAUGGAUUGUAAAUUUAAAUAUGACGUAAUAAUUUAUGUUUAGACUGUUUAACUAUACUUGGCAGUUGUAGUUUUGGUUCUGUAGAUUGCGUAGCUGUGAUGUCGACUGAAUAAACAAUGCUUUAUUUUUAUACUGUGAUUAUUUAUAUAUUUGUACGUCAGCUAAGUAAUGUUAUGUUUAAUAUACAUUCACACACAUUCGCGUUAUGAAAACCUAGUUUCAUAUACAUAGAUAGCUUUGUCCUGUAUAAUAUUUUAUAUACAUUUUUAGAAUAAUGAUAUAGAAAAAUGUCGUUUUUAAGCAAUAAAAAUUUGUUUCAAAACAUGAAUUGCUUUUGUUUAAUUUGAUAUUUUUUGUAGAAUAAUUUAUUAAGGUUUCUGUGAUUGUUUCAAUAAACGUUUAGACUGUAA
Messenger RNA from Chilo suppressalis (striped riceborer), 6198 nucleotides. The record is from the annotation of a GenBank genome assembly. NCBI's taxonomy places the organism in Eukaryota, Metazoa, Arthropoda, Insecta, Lepidoptera, Crambidae.